Dentiscutata heterogama is the source of this 648-nucleotide messenger RNA. Lineage: Eukaryota; Fungi; Glomeromycota; Glomeromycetes; Diversisporales; Gigasporaceae. The record is from the annotation of a GenBank genome assembly.
AUGGCCACUGUGAACACGAACACUCUUCUCCGGCUUCGCAUAAGUAGAUAUCUUCAUAGUAUGUAUCAAUUGAGGGUAGAAAACAUGAAUAACACAUUUUUGGCGAAAUUAUCAAAUACAACAAAAGAGAUAUUAUACACUGAAUUUAGCAAUUAUGAAUGGAAAGUACUCAAAAACGUAUUUAGUAAAGCAGAAGCAAUAUUUCCUAUAGACAAAGUUGAACCCAUUUUAAAAGAAUAUGACGAAUCACUAAAGAAGGCUACAGAAAAUCACUAUGUUGACCUUGAUGCAGUGUUUAUAGUACCUAGCUAUCAAAAUAAUUACAGGUUCCAUAGAAAUUGGCUGUCUAAAAUGGAAAGCAGUGAAUAUCAAUAUAGAAGUUGGUUUGUAAAUUUACUUUGUAAAGAAAUAUUUCUUGAUCUGAAUAAUAUUAUUCGAUUAGCAACAGGAGAAGUAGAAAAUAUGAAUCGAACCGUUCUAAAAGAUUCAUCUAAACACCCAGACAAACAAAGAUCUAUUGGUUGGCUGAAGGCUAUUAUUAAUGGUACUGAAAUACAAACGGGCUUUCUUGAAGUCAUUGGAAAUGCUAUAAUUGAAAACUAUAGAAAAAAUAUUAAUGAUCUUAAUAAGGUUUUAAAAGCCCUAUAA